Malassezia vespertilionis is the source of this 1017-nucleotide messenger RNA. RefSeq lists its product as uncharacterized. Gene Ontology annotation, molecular function: C-4 methylsterol oxidase activity; iron ion binding. The transcript has a single exon. The record is from RefSeq and is a predicted model, not a curated record. NCBI's taxonomy places the organism in Eukaryota, Fungi, Basidiomycota, Malasseziomycetes, Malasseziales, Malasseziaceae. Bases 1 to 1017 code for a protein of 338 amino acids. Gene Ontology annotation, biological process: ergosterol biosynthetic process.
AUGUCGAAAGCGAAAGUGUCAGCAAGCGACAUGCGCCCACGGCCAAAGGCAGACGAGUGGAAGAAGAAGCCUGUAGAGGAGCUGUCGUUACCGCAAAGAGUCAUUAUUAGCCGCAAUGUGUUGAUACCGAACGAGGAAGAAUUCGAGUAUCCGAAAUCGAAAGGCAUGGUUCCGGUCUACUCGUUAUUUUCGCAGCACAUGUACCUGCUGCCUCGCGCGAUGCUGCCUAUUGUUGCGCGAUGGGCAUACAUGACGGCGACUGGUUAUACCAUUCACCCUGUUGCCAUGUACUUUUUAACGCUAGCUUACAACGCGCACGUGGUCAAAUCGUUUUUCCAACAUUUGACGACGCUUGUAAAGCGCCAUGGAUUUUUAGAUGCCGACAUUCCGCGUGAUUCGAUUCCCGAGACGAUGGCGGGCAAGCUGUUUACGGAGUUUUUGACUGGUAUCUUUGUCCGUCCACUUUUGGUAAUUUUGCUUUCGUACGACAGGUAUAAGAUGCCUUCACUGUCACUUUGGCUUCCGUUGCAGGUCGCGAUUUUCACCCUGUUUGCCGAUUUUGUAUAUUAUUGGGUGCACCGCGCAACACACGAAGUGUCCUUCUUGUGGCAUUUCCACCAACGCCACCACACGACCAAGCACCCUGUCGCGUAUCUGCUUGGUUUUGCGGACGAGCCGCAAGAGGUAUUUGAUGCGAUCGGUUCACCCAUACUGGCGUACUUGAUGUAUCCGAUUGGGUAUGAUGCAAUGUAUAUUUGGUCAGUGUACUUUAUCGCCACGGAAAUACUAGGACAUUCGGGAAUGCGUGCCUACUAUCCUGGCCCAUUGACAUCGACCAUCUUGCGCCCAAUCGAUUGUGAAAUUGCCGUUGAAGACCAUGAUUUGCACCAUCGCUUUGGAUGGCGUGAGAGCUACAAUUAUGGAAAACAAUCACGUUUCUGGGACGCCAUGUUUGGAACGACUGGCGAGCGUGUGGAAACGCAUGCGGGCAACAUUGACUACUCGCGUGGUGUUUAA